Molecule: messenger RNA, 1351 nt
Organism: Jatropha curcas
Lineage: Eukaryota; Viridiplantae; Streptophyta; Magnoliopsida; Malpighiales; Euphorbiaceae
Product: plant/protein
Cellular component (GO): chloroplast thylakoid
Source: RefSeq, a predicted model, not a curated record
AGCGAAUUGGGAGGUUCUCGUGCUGUCCAUUGUGUUCUAUUCAAAAGUGAGCAGGUCCCAAUCAUAUUGCAAAGCUGAACCCAGGAAAUCUCAGCUCCUUAUCCUUUUCUGAUUUCCUAUCGGCCUCUCUCCGUCUCUCCCUGUAGCCUGCGCCCAGAAACAGAGAAGAAGAGCAUGGCCACCACACUAGGCCUUCUGAAGUCCACGGUUCUUGUCAGAAGGCCUCUGACUAUACAGUCAAAGCUGCCAUAUCUUUCCAAACCAUCAAAAUUGGAUGUCUCCAACAAACGCUUCCCGGUCCCACAAAAGCUCUUCUCUGAAACUAUUCAGAAUCUCUGUUCAGCCUCUCUUCCCCUUACAGCAUUCGCAUUUCCUAUCUUUCUAGACACAAAGGAUGCACUUGCUGUUGGCGGCGAAUUUGGGAUAUUGGAGGGAAGGACUUUUGCACUCAUUCAUCCGCUUGUGAUGGGUGGUUUGUUUUUCUACACUCUGUGGGCUGGAUAUUUGGGGUGGCAGUGGAGGCGAGUCAGGACUAUACAGAAUGAGAUAAAUGAGCUUAAGAAGCAAGUCAAACCUACUCCGGUUACCCCUGAAGGGACGCCUGUUGAAGCAGCACCAUCUCCUAUUGAUCUCAAAGUCCAGCAACUCACCGAGGAAAGGAAGGAGUUGAUAAAAGGGUCAUUCAAGGACAGACACUUCAAUGCGGGAUCAAUUCUGCUUGGAUUUGGAGUGUUUGAAUCAAUUGCUGGAGGCUUCAACACAUGGUUGAGGACUGGAAAGCUAUUCCCUGGACCCCAUUUGUUUGCUGGCGCAGGCAUUACAAUUCUAUGGGCGGCAGCAGCAGCUCUAGUGCCUGCUAUGCAGAAAGGGAAUGAGACAGCAAGAAACCUUCAUAUUGCAUUGAAUGCAUUAAAUGUUUUGCUGUUCAUAUGGCAAAUCCCCACUGGAUUGGAUAUAGUUCUCAAAGUGUUUGAAUUCACUAAAUGGCCUUGAUUUUCAGGUGCCAGGGUGGUAAUCCAAAUUUGAGCUCCUUCACGAGCAAUAACAGCGAAGCCAUUUGUAUGAUCAGCAAAAACAAUUUUUUUAUACAUCCUCUUCUCAAGACAUUUGCUCGUAGCCUUACACGUACAUGUAAUACUUGUAUUAUUCCCUUGAGAGAAUAUUUUAGUAUUAUUGUAUCUUCUUCAGUUCAUAGGAAAGAAUUUACAUGAUGUAACUAGGAACCAUGCCAAACCACUUGCUGUGUUGUAAAUUUACAAAACACACCCUGUCAAGUUUAAUCUUUAUUUCCCGUAGUAAUCUUGUAAUAUGCAAAAAAGGGUUGAGCAUGUUGCUGCUUGUGUUCCAAGUA